CCUACAGCUCAGCUGGAUAGAGCCGGUGCGGCAGCAGCUUAAGCUAAGCUUGCGCGAUGUCGUCGUGGGCGCAGCACUCGCGGCGGGGCUGGAGGCACGGCUGGGCGGCGCGGGCGCUGUCAUCGGCGACGCUGCCGCCGUGGCGCCUGCUGGCCUUCUUCGCCAUCGUGGUCUCCUUCCUGGCCACCUCCUCCUACGUCGACUACCGGGCCGUCGAGCGCCGCGCCGAGAUCGGCGCGCGGGUCUUCGCCGCGCCGCUCGCCGCCAUGGCCGCCUUCCUCCUCUUCGCCGCGCUCGGGUACUGGCGCCGCCGCACCCGCUGGGCGCUCCGACGCCACGCCGUGAACGCCCAGCCGGCCGCGGCCUCGUCGCAGUCGUCGGGGGCGUCACCGUGGGGCGUGGCGGCGAUGGUGGCGGUGCUGCUGGUGAUGGUGACUUUCCAGCCCUGCGUCCACUCCAUGUGGUUCAGGCCGCUCUGGAGUUCAGACUACAGCUAGCUCCUAGCUCAUCGGAUGCUCUCCGUGUGUAGUACCUCUUCUUUUUCUUUUUUUGCAAAAUCUCCGGGUUGUGGUACUAUCAGUGUGCAUAAAAGUACUUUCUAGCUAGAGAUCAAUUACUACGUGCUUGAGAUAUACCGGUUUUGCUUGGGAUAUUUGUGUUUGAUCGAUGUGUAACCUCACGGUAUUACUCGCAUUUCAUAUGUGUCUGUAUGUUUGUAUUCUCAUUUUGUUAAAAUUUUGCGACUAGGUUCGGUUCCGGCCGCUCUCAGCAUCGUUACUCUGUUGAGAGCAUCGUGUACGGAGACACGAUCCAGAGGUCAUGUGUUGCGUUCCUUUCGUGCUUGUUGCUGUCAAGUCGAUCUUCAAGGGCGUUAUGUACGGCAUAAUUGGCGUGUCCAAGACGAUGCCUUUCUCGUGACCGUCCAAGUCCCGCCACCGACUCGCCAAUCUCUUUUAGGCAUUUUCAUGGGUGGAUGGUGCAUCGGCAAGUGUAGUCCAAGUGGGUGUGUUAUCUUCGAAGGCGGCAAGUGUUGGUCGAGACACGGCUUUGUAAUUCAGUUUAGGAUUGGCCCCUUGUGUUAUGGUUGUAGUGGUGUGGUAGCUUGUCAUCGGACUGCCCUGGUGUGUGUUGGCUUGUCUUCGAACUUGCCUCGGUGUGGAGUGGAGUGUCCACUGUACUCGCAACAAGGAUAGUCUUCUUAUAAUUUAUUUAUUUCUGGCA
Molecule: messenger RNA, 1221 nt
Organism: Triticum dicoccoides
Lineage: Eukaryota; Viridiplantae; Streptophyta; Magnoliopsida; Poales; Poaceae
Exons: 1
Coding region: 57-497 (146 amino acids)
Source: RefSeq, a predicted model, not a curated record